UACACACUAACUGAGCGGCCAAAGGGGCGUGGCCAAACGUCUGGGCACCCUGCCGUAAGUAAACAGAUGCAUGUGUGAAGACCUGAGAGCCACGCCCUUUCCCGUUCAAAUGUUAAAAACGUGCCUGUAGUCCAGUCCAUACCGUCUAAUCGGCACAUAUUUCAGUCUAGUCCCGGGUGACAUGGCAUGUGGGGUAUAAAUAUCACUGAUCGUGGUUUGUUUUCAUCAAAUCCAGCUGUGCUUGCUGUUCGGAGUGUGGGUUUUACUGCAGGCGGACUCCCCAGCUACCGAAGAAGGGUCCUCGGGUUGCACGAUUUGUUUGAGGUGUGUUGGUGGCAGAGCACCGGAGCGCAGCGAUGUGGGGGAAAACCUCGAAACGCUGCAGCGUUGUGGGCUGUAGGCAGGAGAACGUCUCCUUACAUACCCUCCCCAAACACCCGGCUAUCAGAGACGAGUGGCUGAAGUUCAUUUUCGAGGAGAUUCCACAGAGUUUCAGCCCCAACCUGACCAUCUGCUCGGCUCAUUUCAGCGCCGACUGCUUUCUCAACCAGGAACAAUACAAUGCGGGCUUUGCCAAAAAGUUGCUGCUGAAAGAGGGGGCGAUUCCAGAUCUGCUAACCGCCGCCUCAAAGCCGCAGCAUUACGGCCAACAAAUGGAGCGGGCUGCUGGGAAUUCUGGUAGUCCCGAUGGCCAAUCCAUCCUUGUGCUUAAGUGUGAGGAUGACGACUCUUUCUGGCUGAAUGACGGCUCGCAAAGUGAGUCGCCGCGAACACGUGACGUCGGGCUGCAGUGUGACCCUGUGCCGAAGCUCGUUAGGACUGUAGGAACGCAGCUGUCGGCCAGCACGCUGAUACACAAACGAAGCCAGGGUGUUCUGGUUGCUCCUAAGACCAGAGAGACUGGUGUUGGCACAAACAGGCAGGUGAGCCCGCACUUCAGCGAGCUGACGUCAACCCACACGAAAGACGAUCAGCCUGCGGCAGCGUUCUAUGAUGAAUCCCCAUCAACACCUCCUCAUCUUAUUGAGACAGCUGUGUCCCCACUGAGCCCCCAGGAGCAUUCUCCAGUGGAGAUAGUGGUGAAAGCCGAGGUAGUUUCAUCUGAAGAAGAGGCUGAGGAGGAUGACACCUCAAGUGAUGUGGAGGACAGCGUACAAGCCGACCCAGAUGAUCCAGAAUACUUACCCGGUUCCCCAGAUCAGAGCUCGGAGAGCUGUAAGGAAGAUGAGAAUGAUGAGGAGUCCACCUCCCAUAAACCCUUUCAGAACACCUUGAGACCGCUUGCUUGGUGUUUGCACUGUGAAGCUCAAGCAGGAACGUCUUGCAUGAUUAAGAAGCACCAAAGGAUCUACGGCUGUCCACAGUGUGUCUCUGAGGACGCUGUUGAGAUCCAGUGUUUGGAGGACCUGCCUGUUCGCUUUGAAAACAGAAUUAGCUUCCAUAAACACGCCAUUACUGUACACGGUGUUCCAGAGCAACCGCCCGAGUUCAAGACUUGUGAAGACUGCAGUAAGUUAAACAGGGUGGAGGAUGAGCACCACGUGUGCGAAUGCAAGAUAAAGGUGUUCUCCUGUGAGCUGUGCUCCAAACGUUUCCUAACAGAGAACGGUCGAAAGGUCCAUUAUCGCAGACUCCAUGGGAACUAUACGCAUUUCUGUAAGUACUGCAUGAUAAACUUUAGCACAAAAGAGUCCAAGCUUCAGCACGAGCAGGUUCAUAAUACACGAGGUUUACCGUACAGCUGUCCGAGCUGUUCGAUGAGAUUUAAAGACUUCCAUGAACGAAACACUCACCUUAAAAGCCAUGGUGGUCAGAAAGGGUACCUUUGUAGCACGUGUGGCAUGAAGUUCUCCAAGGCAACGAGUUAUGAGAGGCACCUGCUCAUCCACUCGGGAGAAAAGCCCUACAGGUGUGACGUGUGCGAGCGCUCCUUCAACCAGGCCGGCCACCUGAAGUCCCACAUGCGUCUCCACACAGGAGAGAAGCCCUUCAUGUGUGAGCAGUGUGGAGAGUGUUUCAACCACAAUGUCAGCCUGAAGAACCACCUGCAGCGACAACACGGCAUCGACACCAAGUAUCUACCGACGAAGGAGGGAAAGCGGAUAGGUAGACCGUUCAGUGAUGUUCCUCUGAAAAGGAGAUUUAAGGAGUGUCAUAAAGGUAUCUUAGAGCACUGCUCUUCUGCUCCGGCUGAUGAGCUGGAGGGUGAGGACGCAAUGUGUGAUCCAGACUCGGAGGAGAGCCAGGAGUUGUGAUUUUGACGCAAAGGAAGCUGGAAAAGGGAAGCUUUGAUGAAGAGCACAGUAAAAGAGAGAAAGGAUGGCAGUGUGUAGCACGAGUUCUGAUGUACCCAAGUCCUAUAAACUAUCUGUUCUGUGUUGUUCUGGACAUUUCCAACUGACAUGAGGCUAGAAAACUGCGGGUUGUUCAAAACCUUUUACUCAAAAUUUAGUUAUUUUUAACCUUUACAAAACAGGCUCUACACAGGUUUCUGUAUGUAAUCCCGUUUUUGGUAUUUUAUUAUUAUAUUUAAUUUUUAUUGCAUCACUUAAACGUUCUUUUUGUGACGCCACUGUACAUUUAAAAAAAAAACAAUAUUUUUCAAUUUCCAUUGUUUAUCCUACACAGAAAAGAUGUAACUGCUUAGACUUUCUUUCUUGGCUAGAAUCCACUGUUUCUGCACUUCUGUUCAAAAGUUAGCGAAGUCAGGCGAUUCACUUUAUUUUAUUUUAUUCUUGUUUUUUAUGAGUACAUUAAGAUCUUUGGUGAGCAAAUAUAUGCGGUGUAGAAUAUUAAGUCAGUUCUUAGUGUCAGUUCUAACGGUUCCUUCUUCCUAAUUUCUACCCUUGCAGGGCCAGGCAUGAUCGUCUGGAGACAACCAUGAGAAAUUCUCAUAGGCUUAUUAAGGUGGGAACAGAAUGAGCGUGAAAUUUCUAAACCUUUCCAACGCCUUUGUGCAGCCAGAGCUUAAAGUAGGGUCGACAAUGUGCCCAUCAACAUUGUCCAAUGGACAACAAGCUUGUCCUUAGCACAUAGACAGGGUCUGCCAAAUGCUGUAAAUAGACAUGAAAAGUCCCACCAAAAACUUAAGUCAACCCCUUGAAAUCCCAGGCUUGUUACAUACUAAAGCUUAUUAGUAUGCAAACUGGCUAAGCUAUUCUUAGGUUAUAGAAGUGUGCAAUAAAACUUUGGACCGGUGGCCCUGGCCAGUUCAUUUACUUUUACGGCAUUUGGCUGAUGCUCUUAUCCAGAGCGACUUACAACUUGAUCAUUUUACACACGUAGGCGAAGGUGGUGUUAGGAGUCUUGCCCAAGGACUCUUAUUGAAAUAGUGUGGGGUGCUUACCCAGGCGGGGGAUUGAACCUCAGUCUACAGCAUAGAAGGCGGAGGUGUUACCCACUACGCUAUACCAAUCACACAAUUCAGAGGUUAAACAUCUGAUCUCAAAUGCAGAGAACACAUUACAUAUGGUAAAAAUAAACAUCACGUCUUGCAAGUUAAAACUGUUAGCUGUUAGUAUUCGUUAGUAUUCACUGUUAGUAUUCACUGUCUAGAAAGGAAGCCAGAGGAAUUUUGGGACAGGUUUUAGAGGUGCGUACCUUUUGGCCCAGUCCCAUUUCUUAUUCCUGCCAUUCUACAGUAACUGCAGAUGAGGGUAAAAUUCAGCUCCUCACUGCUGGGCUUUAGGUACAUUUAGGGCAUCAUACGUCUUCAAAGAGGGGGCAAUUCUUUAUUAUCACCCACCACUAAUUUUUCAGUGAUAUGAAGCAGCUUCUCAUUCUUAUUUUCGUGUUCCGCCUUAAACGGUGCAGUAGUUACGUUGUGGUGCUUCAGGCAUCAGAACUGCUGGAGUAAUUAAGCUACCGAGACAUCAGCCUACAACUAGCAGUUUGUAUGCUUGUUAUGAAGGAAGGUACCAUAAUACACUGAAACGACGUUAAACUAAGAAAA
Messenger RNA from Pygocentrus nattereri (red-bellied piranha), 3952 nucleotides. RefSeq names its product oocyte zinc finger protein XlCOF8.4-like. The transcript has 5 exons. NCBI's taxonomy places the organism in Eukaryota, Metazoa, Chordata, Actinopteri, Characiformes, Serrasalmidae. The record is from RefSeq and is a predicted model, not a curated record. Bases 357 to 2255 code for a protein of 632 amino acids.